Dipodomys ordii (Ord's kangaroo rat) is the source of this 1519-nucleotide messenger RNA. It is a transcript of the gene Baiap2l1, whose product is annotated as BAI1-associated protein 2-like 1. Lineage: Eukaryota; Metazoa; Chordata; Mammalia; Rodentia; Heteromyidae. Gene Ontology annotation, cellular component: cytosol; nucleoplasm. Gene Ontology annotation, biological process: actin crosslink formation; positive regulation of actin filament polymerization; plasma membrane organization. The coding region runs from base 1 to 1077 and encodes 358 amino acids. The record is from RefSeq and is a predicted model, not a curated record. The transcript has 9 exons. Gene Ontology annotation, molecular function: protein binding.
AUGUCGCGAGGUCCGGAGGAGGUGAACCGGCUCACGGAGAGCACCUACCGGUAUGUGGAGACAGUCACCUCCCGCCAGAGCGACAUCCAGAAGUUCAUCGCUGAUGGCUGCAGAGAGGCCCUGCUGGAGGAGAAGCGGCGCUUCUGCUUCCUGGUGGACAAGCACUGUAGCUUCACGGACCACAUCCACCACUACCACGUGAAGUCUGCAGAAUUACUGAGUUCCAAACUGCCCAGGUGGCAUGAAACCUGCUGUGAUGCCACCAAAGUGCCAGAGAAAAUCAUGAGCAUGAUCGAAGAGAUAAGGACCCCAAUCUCCACCCCCACAUCCAUGACGCCCCAGCCGUCGCCCAUGAUCGAGAGAAGCAACAUGGUCGGGAAGGACUAUGACACGCUUUCAAAAUACUCACCAAAGAUGCCCCCCGCUCCCUCAGCCAAAGCCUACACCAGCCCCCUGAUUGAUAUGUUCAAUAAUCCAGCCACAGGGGUGCAGACGUUAGAAAGGACAAAUCACUCAAAAGACUCAUCCGAGGACCCCAGCUUACAGCGGUCGGUGUCCGUCGCCACUGGCCUGAACCUGAUGAAGAAGCAGAAGGUGAAGACCAUCUUCCCUCACACGGCCGGCACCAACAGGACUCUGCUGAGUUUCGCAGAGGGAGACGUCAUCACGCUGCUUGUCCCCGAGGAGAAGGAUGGCUGGCUCUACGGGGAGCACGACACCACCAGAGCGAGGGGGUGGUUCCCGUCCUCGUACACCAAGCUGCUGGAGGACAGCGCCGAGGAGGCCACCACUGCGCCUGCGCCCAGCGCGGCCCCGGUGAGGAGCGUCAGCACGGUGGACCUGACCGAGAAGGGCAGCGUGGCCAUCCCGCCUCCUGACUACCUGCAGUGUCAGCCCACGCCGGACCCUGCCAAGAACACCUCCACCUUCAGAGCCCCGUCCAGACCGGACAGCGCCACGCCGAGUGAUGCAAAUGGGACUGCCAAGCCGCCUUUCCUCAGUGGAGAGAACCCCUUUGCUACUGUGAAGCUCCGGCCUACGGUGACAAAUGACCGUUCAGCGCCCCUCAUUCGCUGAAGCUCACCUGCGGAGGGCCUUCCACACACGGCUCCACCAGGGGGCGCUCACUUCCCCACAGACAGAUGCAUUUUCUCCAUUUUACCUGGCUGGGUUUAUACAUUUCUCUUUAAGAUAAAUGAAUCAUAGUUUAGCCACCAGCUCAAUCAAAAUAUUUCCUUCCUAGUAUUCUAUUCAAAAAAAUUGAGUUCCAAUUCUUCCUGUAGCUUUUAUUUUUGUAUCUUUAGUUAACAGCUAGAAUAAAGGACACACAUGUGUGCUUUGUGAGGAGCUCUCUGGGCGACUACCUGUAGAAACGGGGGUUUGCUUCGAAAAGCAUGAGCUGUUAACUAGCAUCGGGGUGUUAAAAUGCUGUGUAAGUUUGUGGCUAAGCAUGCAGAUCAUCACUUUAAGCAAUAUAAAUUAUGAGACAUGAUAUUAAAUGUGAAUUUUUUUUAACUUA